This is a messenger RNA of Annulohypoxylon maeteangense, 1408 nucleotides long. RefSeq names its product CRAL/TRIO domain-containing protein. Lineage: Eukaryota; Fungi; Ascomycota; Sordariomycetes; Xylariales; Hypoxylaceae. Gene Ontology annotation, molecular function: phosphatidylinositol transfer activity. The record is from RefSeq and is a predicted model, not a curated record. Bases 118 to 1140 code for a protein of 340 amino acids. The transcript has 2 exons.
UUCAGGUACACCGCAGAUUCUCUACCUACAAUACCUAAUACGCUUUCCUUCUGCUUUUCUUAGAAAUUUUAUUCAUUAUCAUAGCCCGUUUAUUUUGGUUGCUCAUUACGUAUCAGGAUGUCUACUUCAAAGAUGGCAGUAGCGUCUAAAAGCGCAGAGCCCUCAAUUCUUGAAGAGAAAACCGAGUCUGGCACACUGCAGACACCGCUUUCAACCCCUUCUUCAGCCAGCAAUGCACCGGAGAAGCCGGCUCUUACUGCCAGUCAACAAACUAAAUAUGACUGGCUUUUGAAACAAGCACAGGGUUGGACUGAGGUUCACUCUAAGGAAAAGCCCGGUGCUUUGGCUGAUAGCGAGAAGAUGUGGCUUACGAGAGAAUGUCUUUUGAGAUACCUCAGGGCCACGAAGUGGCAUGAGAAGGAAUCGGAGAAACGUCUGCAAGAGACCCUAGCCUGGCGAAGGGAAUACGGAGUCGAAGAGUUGGAUGCAGAUCAAAUUGGACCGGAGAAUGCGACUGGGAAACAAGUCCUGUUGGGUUAUGAUAAGCAAUGCCGUCCUUGCCAUUACUUGAAUCCAGGCCGCCAAAACACGGAUGUCUCUCCUCGACAAGUUCAGCAUCUUGUCUUUAUGCUUGAGCGCGUCAUUCAACUCAUGCCAGCGCAACAAGAAACACUCAGUCUGCUCAUUAAUUUCAAGUCGGGCAAAAAUCGCACAAAUACCGCUCCGGGUAUAGGCCAGGGUCGCGAGGUACUACAUAUUCUUCAGACCCAUUACCCCGAGAGGCUCGGAAGAGCGAUGAUUAUCAACGUUCCAUGGGUUGUUUGGGGUUUCUUCAAACUUAUAACACCUUUUAUCGACCCGUUGACGAGGGAAAAGUUGAAGUUCAACGAGGACAUGACGCAAUUUGUACCAAAAGAACAACUUUGGUCAGAAUUCCCAGGAGGCGAGCUGCAGUUUGAGUACAACCACGAUGUGUAUUGGCCUGCGUUACAGAAGCUAUGUGCCGAGAAACAAGCGGAGAAGGUGAGGAGAUGGGAAGCCGGGGGCAAGCAGAUCGGUGAGAAGGAGGACUACCUCAAGGGCUACGAUGCUCAAGGAGUAUCACCACCACCCGGUUACUCUAGUGAAGCGAACAAUUAGGAUGGCGCUACGAUAUAGGCAAGUCGGAUGUCUUAUAAAUGAAGACAGAAUUCGAAAAAUAUGAAUACGAUAAGUGUUCAAGGAUAAGCAUAUAAUGGAAAGGAUGCAAGUUGUAAACUGAGGAACAAGAGAUGGUCUUAAGACCGAAUACAUAGCUAUAAUGUACAUACAUAGCCAGUCAUGCCAAUGAUACUAUAGGUACCUAGGUAUGCAUGCAGAUAGUACUUUUACCUAUACUUAAAUCAAGUUAUAGGAGGGUCCAUAUACG